CUAGCUCAGGUGCCCACAUGCACUUGACUCGAAUUUCGAAUACUAAGCGCUCUUUUUGAUUUAGGUGCUCAGGUAAACGGAAGAAAGUUGUGAAAUGCCAGAAAUCGAUGAACUUAUUAAUGAUUGGUCCAAAUGGAAUCCCAUGGCCAGUGACUUUUACGAUGAGUCGCAAAAUAAAUACGUCAAAGGCACAGUGGAGGAAGCCACCGUGGCUUCAACCGUAUCUGGAGAUGCAGCCAACUGGGAGAAUCGCAAUGCCAUGCAACUAAAAUAUCCCUAUUUGGUUGUAAAAAAGACCAAAUCAUUGAUAACGUCUAACCUUAUCAUUAAUUUCUUUGGACGCAGUCUAAUUUAUAACUUGGAAUAUCGAAAGAAUUCAAAUGUUUACUUUGUUUUUUUUCAUAAUAUCGGAUCCUUUGAGUCGGCACGCAAAAAAGUUAAUGAUGCGCCGUACAUUCUUGACUGUUUUGAGGGUCGUGCUCAACGGAACAAUCAUCGUCAGCAGGAAAUGCAGUACCCGACGCCCACGGAGGAAACGGAGGAGAAGUCUAAGUCAGAACCGCCAGUUGUGUUGACUGAUCGUGGUCCCGUAAACAUGGACUGUCGCACUUUAGCUAUAUCCUUAGUUGAGAAUCCACAUCCCAUGUUGAAAAAGGCUCCAUUGCUUAGCAAAGCCGACUAUGCCAAAGGAUCUAUGCUAUGCCAAAAUGAUCCCAAUCAACGUUAUCUAAAUGCAAGAUAUGGGUUUGAACUGGAGCAUCAUAAUGUCUAUAUGCUGGAGGAGAAAAUCGAAAAAGAUCAGAUUGUUUUGAACUAUCGUUCGGGUCGUCGUUUUGCCGAGAUUCAAGCCACUGAUUUGGAGGAAUUGUCAUCGACUGAUGAUCACAUUGAUCUUAAGCAAUGUUAUGAUUGUGACAAUUACACUUUGGUCUCUUGUAAAUUUUGCCAGAUGCCUUUUUGUAAUGCUUUCUGCUUCAGAAAGCUUGCCGAUCAACAUAAGGAAUACUGCAACGAAGACAAAUCAGUACUAAUGCCAAAGCCAAAGAAAGUUGAGGAAGGCAUUGCUGUCUCCUUGGGUCCAUUGAUGAUGCCACCUUCAAGCUCUAAUGUCAAGAUUACCGCCUUCGAGCAGUCAAAUGUCUUAUAUGUACGCUCGGCUGAUGUUCAUAAUGAGGUGGACUAUGCCAAUGUCCUGACGACAGUAACACUGCAGGGACGUAAAGCUCCCAUAUUGAAAGAUUUGCCACAAUGUGGCCAAAUUGUCAUCUAUAAGAUGCGUACUCAAAUUCUACGUGCCAUGGUCUUAAAUGUAGACAAUCCGAAUGCCAUUUAUGUAGUUUGUAUAGAUUUUGGCAACAUUGAGAUUGUCACAAAGCCACAGGAAAGUCUUUAUGCUUGUAAUAAUCAUCUUACGGCCUUGCCGCGCUAUGCGGUUCCCGUGAUUUUGCGCAAGGUGCCACAACGUUACAUAACUCCCAAUCUGCGAGAGAUGAUCUAUGAACUGGAUGAGACUCUUAUCUUUGAAAUGAAGUACUCGAAACGUGAAUUUGAUUUUAAUAAGGGCAUGCAGCGGGUGAUGCUAACCGAGCUGGACAAUAAUCGCAGUUUGAAUCGUCUGUUUAGGACUAUUCUGCUACCGGUAGAGCCUCCGUUAUCGGAUUUGGGCUACAUGGAGGACGAUCUAAUCCACGUUCCUUUACCUACUGGCGACAACGUUAAGUUGUUCAUUAUGGAUAAUUCCUUUCUGAAAUUUGGUUUUAUAUACUGCACCACUGAAGAUUUUGCCCAUGAGAUCACCCAAAUGCAGCGGGAGAUCCAAAGCUAUGGUGAAUCGAUUGCUAAAUUAACAUCUUAUGCACCUGUAAGAAAAUCAUUGUGCAUAGCCAAGUAUCAGGGUAACUGGUGUCGAGGCGUAUGCUUGGAUUUGGUGGGCGAUGGCUAUCCUAGCAUAUUAUUUGUGGAUUAUGGGAAUAUAACACCAACACAUAUUACUGAUAUUUUGCCAUAUCCGGCUCAGUUUACCUUUCCCAUAUUGACUACAGUUUUUGAUAUAAUUGGGUUUCCUGAGGACUCCGAACUGGACGAGGAUGUUAUUAAACGCUUAGGGGCUUAUCUGAGUGUCGGCAACAUUAUUCACUGCAAUGAAGUCAUUUAUAAUAAGGAGGACAACAAGUAUUCCUUGCGUCUAGAUCUGCUGCAGUCGCUGAUAUACUAAGUUUUUAUAUUAUUAUGCUUUAUAUACACUGAUUUCAAAAGAUGCUCCUUAUCGCUGAGGAAGUUCAUCUGUUGAAAAAAAGGAAAGGGAAAAUUUUGAAAUAAAACAAAUUAUUUGCCAUGCUCUGGUAAUGCAAACCUGAA
This is a messenger RNA of Drosophila willistoni, 2358 nucleotides long. Its product is annotated as protein vreteno. Bases 95 to 2215 code for a protein of 706 amino acids. Lineage: Eukaryota; Metazoa; Arthropoda; Insecta; Diptera; Drosophilidae. The record is from RefSeq and is a predicted model, not a curated record. The transcript is spliced from 6 exons.